UUACCUGUAUGUUCCCCAAAUGCAUCGGCGCUCUUUGAAGAGAUGAGUCUUUGCGGGCCUGAGGUCAGUCUCCUACUGGUCAUCUCACAGAAGUUUAGAGACCAACGUUUUGUCAACAUCAUGCGGAUUUCGAAGCUGCUGCUUGUGGUGGGAAUGUGUGUGUUAAGCGUCACAUCUUCCCUGAAAAUCUGCGCUUUCAAUGUUCAGAGUUUUGGUGAAUCAAAGGCAAACAACAGGAGAGUGAUGGAGAUUAUACUGAAGAUUCUGUCUCGAUGUGACUUGUGCCUCAUUCAGGAGGUUCGAGACUCCAAAGGAGAAGUCAUUCAAUCCUUGGUGAAGGAUCUUAACAGAUUUGACAAAUCCAACACCUAUUCUUAUGUGGAAAGUGAACGGCUGGGAAGAAAGAGCUACAAGGAGCAGUAUGUCUAUAUUUACAGGAAUAGUUUGCUAAAAGUCAAGGAGAGUUAUCAGUAUCCCAAACUGGAAGGAGAAGGGCCCAAUGCAACUGAAGUCUUCUCCAGAGAGCCGUUUAUUGUCCGCUUUCACUCUCCGACUACAAUGGUGAAGGAUUUUGUUCUGAUUGGGCAUCACGCUUGUCCCAAAACUGCCAUGAGGGAGAUCGAUGAACUGUACACCGUCGUUAAAAGCAUUAACAAGAAGUGGAAGACCGAUAAUGUGAUGAUCUUAGGGGACCUCAAUGCCGGCUGCAGCUACGUCACCAUUAAGGGCUGGAGAACUGUCCGCUUAAGGAGUGACCCCAAAUUUCUCUGGUUGAUUGGAGACGAGCAGGACACCACUGUGAGGGAAAAGACCCGCUGUGCCUACGACAGGAUCAUUGUGCACGGACGGGGGAUUGUUUCCAGCAUUGUGCCAGAUUCAGCUCAGCCAUUCAACUUUAAGGAGAAUUACCAGCUUACAGAGGCAGAGGCUCUUGAGGUUAGUGACCACUUUCCAGUCGAAGUUGAACUAAAACCCAACCACCGCUACCUGCUUCGCCAUGAGCUGUAGAACUCACUGACUGCCAUAAUCACAGCCAGCAGCCCUGCACUUUUUUUUCUUGAAUUCAACCUGCUGUUUUACUUGAAUUUUAAAUAAACUG
This is a messenger RNA of Menidia menidia (Atlantic silverside), 1099 nucleotides long. The record is from the annotation of a GenBank genome assembly. Lineage: Eukaryota; Metazoa; Chordata; Actinopteri; Atheriniformes; Atherinopsidae.